AUGCAAAAUGUUAUACCACUUUAUGUUAUGGAUAUUAAUAUAGAUAAUUCAACAAUACUUGAAACAAAUAAUGAUGAAAUUUAUAUUAAUGAUGAAAAAGUAAUUCAUAGUAUAACUGAGUUAAUUGAAAAGGCUAGUUAUAGAAGUAUAAAAGAUAUCUUGAAAUAUAUAAUUCCAUUUUAUAUUGAAGAAAAUAUAUUAAAUCCAAAUA
Molecule: messenger RNA, 211 nt
Organism: Dentiscutata erythropus
Lineage: Eukaryota; Fungi; Glomeromycota; Glomeromycetes; Diversisporales; Gigasporaceae
Source: the annotation of a GenBank genome assembly